CAAAUUAACCUUAAAAAAUAAGAAAGCUAUAUAAACGAGUAUCUAGUUGCAACCAAUCAGGUGGUAGGGUUACAACAGAAAUAACUAGGACCCUAGUAACCUAGGGAAUACUAAAGCCGAUCGAAGCUUUUUGUAAAGCAUUGAAAGUUUAAGCGUCAAGCGUAUUCUUGUAGGACAGACUUUAGUAAGGAAAUAACCAGAAUGAUACUAGUACUUCUACAUGUUGUACAUUCGAAGUCAGUUGCCAGCGCGCCAGGCAGGACCGUCUAUCCAAUCGCCCAGCUCACGAGCCGGCCUCGUGUGCGCGCGCGACACCCCGGACGGAAAAGGUUCGUUUUCUUCGCCGGUGGCCGCCUCGCAAGCAUGCCGAGGCGGGGCUCCUCUUCGCGUCUUUUAACGAUCUAGUACAACUCGUGAAAUAUUGAAUUUUUCUAAUUCCUCAUUUCUUCCUUCCUUUAAGAAAGAACGAAAGUAAAACAUACUUCAGCUAAACGAGAACACUACACGCGAAAAGUAUUAAACAACAACAUAACAACAACAACAAAAAAAAAGCCAAUUUAAAACUCCUCUUAAACGUGGAGAGAGUUCUUGGACAACGAGGGCUUCUAAUCAAAAAGCUUUCUCGAGGUCGUUGUCUACGUAAGGUAUAAAAGAGGAAGAAAAGCAGAAGAAGUAGGAGGAGAAGGAGGAAGAAGAAGAAGAAGAAGAAGGAGAAGGAGAAGAAAAAGAAGAAGGAGAAAAAGUAAAGUAGAAGCAAAAGAAGCAAAAGGAAGAACCUUAUUCUCGUUUACGGUGAUCAAACUCGAUUUGACGAGAAGAAAAAAACCUAUAACGCAUGUAACGUAAUCUACAUUGUCGAGUCUAAAACGUUGUCUUUGCCACACUACGUAGUAGUGUCAUCGUCAGUUCUUGAAGAGAAAGAUAGGAAAAAGAGAGAGAAGGAAAAGAGACGAAAAGGAUUGUCGAUCGUGUAUACAGUUUGUUAGAAAAUGGACACCACACCACCGGUGAUAUAAUAAAAGAGAGUGCGCUUUGAAGUAAGAGAGGGAAAGGGAGGGAGAGAGAGAGAGAAGUAUUGAGGGACAGAAAGAAAAAACGAGAGAGGGGAGGAGGGAGUCCAACGGAACAUCCACGAGUACUGAGGGCCAAGAACGAAAGAAAAGAAAAAGAGAGAGAGAAAAGAGAGGGUCUCAGGGAGUGUGCUAGAGGAUAUAGAUGAGAGGGAAAGCGAGGAAAGCUCGUGUGUGAAAACCGGCCGAAGGAAAUCCUCCUCCUCCUCUUCUCCUGGUACCGUCCACUACGUCGGCUUUUUUCUUAGGGGGAAAAAAGGAGGAGAGGUCAGGGGCAAGUAACAAAAGAAAAAGAACGAAAGGAAGAGAAAUCCUGUAUGGAAUUUCUUUCGAAAAAGGGAAUAAAAGAAUAGAAAAAAAAAAGGUCUUAAACGUUUUCUCUCUCUCGUAACACCGUAUUCGCGAAAUAACCCUGUCACAUCAUCCUAGUCAACAUAGUCAUCUUAAUCAUCAUUAUCAUCAUCUAAUAAGAGGAUUGCAAGAAGGAAAAGCGGACCGGGAGAGAGGGCCAUGCCUUCUUCCUUGGCCCUGUGACACGCGCCAAGCCGCGUUCAACCACACUACUACUACUACCACACACUACUACUACUACUACUACUACUACUACUAUUUUAUUCGCUGGGUGAACCUCCUCCCGGAAGAGAGCGUACUCUCGAAGAAGCGAUUAAGUUCUCGGUGCGCGACACGCAUCGUGCCUUACUCGUAAGUUUACAAAAGCUUCCAGUUGGGUAAGAGAAAAAGGAACGUUCAGGAGCUAUCUCACAGUAGAGAGAGACGACUAUCGUCAGACGUCCUCCAUCGUUACGUCGUCGGCCCUCUCACACAUAUGCGAACACGACGACGGUCAACAGCUGAUCGUCCAAGCCGUCCGCCAUCUUCGCGCAUGCGUGAGAUGCAUCGACGAAGUAAUCGUAAAUAACAACGAUGCCACGAGUAAGAAGACAAGUUGUCCUGGAAGACCCGGCUAGGCCUGUUACGCCGGAUAUGAUGGAAACCAAGUUGUUAAAAACUGAAUACCUGGACGAUGGUUCAUUAGAUGAGAUCCAAUCGCAAAAGGUAUCCGAGGAAACGCCAAGUCCUCAUCUUCAGGAUCAUCAAUAUGGUCAAACUCCUUGUUAUCAAGUGUCCAGGAAACCAGCUCAACCAUCACCUCGAACCGAGCAGAUAUCGGUACAGGCAGUUAAAAGAAGACUGAAUUUGGAGGUUGGUACGACAGGAGCUAGUCAUUCUACGUUUAAAGCACCUAGAGGUAAACGUAGAAGAUCUGGGUCUAAUUCGUUAGCCGGCCAUACGCCUACUAAAAGCAAAACCGUGGAGAGAACACGUUACGAUACGUCGUUGAGUUUACUUACAAAAAAGUUCAUACACUUGGUCGAAAGUAGUCAAGACGGUGUAGUUGAUUUAAACGUAGCAUCUGAAAAGUUGGAGGUACAAAAACGUCGUAUAUAUGACAUCACGAAUGUUUUAGAAGGCAUUGGAAUUUUAGAGAAGAAAAGUAAAAACAAUAUACAAUGGAAGGGUGGUCAACUGCCUAAUGACAGGAACGAUAUCGCUAAAUUAAGGAAAGAAUUAGCAGAUUUGGAAGCUAAAGAGAAUACCCUAGAUCGAUUAAUACAUGGUGCUGAUCAAAAUCUUAGGGAACUCUGUGCGGACAGGCAAUAUGCUUACGUAACCUAUCACGAUUUACGUUCAGUCCCGAUGUACAAAGACCAAGCGAUAAUGGCGGUUAAGGCACCACCAGAAGCAACGCUUCAUGUCCCUCAACCUAUCAUCAACAGUCUUGGUCAACAGAAGCUACAAAUGCACAUAAGGUCGUCGCACGGUGAAAUCGAAGUAUUUUUAUGUCCGGACGAUGCACCGGUUAAAUCACAAACGUCAGGGUAUUCGUCGACAACACCACCUACGCCAACGCCAAAACAAAACCCAACAUUAUCGACAAGUUCACUAAUGACAGCAGCAACGACGACGACGACGCGAACCGUGCCUUCUGUUAAAGAAUCGGAAUUAACUUAUCUUCCUCCGGAACUUUUAGUCGACGCAGUUCAUAACGAAGUUCGUGUCAAACAAGAAUCUAAUCCGGUCGUUAGUGUUCUAAAUAGUUGUGCGAGUAUGCCAUCUUCGUUGAACGAUGUUAGCAGCAGUAUAGCGGGUAUGAGGAACGCAUUGCUCUGCGAAUCGGAUGAUUAUGGACCAAUGGGUGGUGGCAAGUUCCAACUACAAACAGAGGACCAAAUGGACGCUCCAGAUUUAAGCAUUCUCGAAUUUGGAGAACACCUGUUACCCUUGGAGCCGCCAUUAUCCGACAGUGACUACUCGUUCUCGUUAACUACAGAUGAGGGUCUAUCGGAUCUUUUCGACUUUCCGAUAAUGUAAUAUAAUAGAAAUGUCAUCGCUAUCAUCAUCAUCAUCAUCAUCAUCAUCAUCAUCAUCAUCAUCUCAUCAUCAUCAUCAUCUCAUCAUCAUCAUCAUCAUCAUCAUUGUCAUCGUUAUCACGAAGGCACUUUCGUCUUUUUGAACUAUCAUUAUGAGUUCGCCUCCUUGAUAUAUAAAACAUGACGAAGUUGCUUAUCGGGCACCUAACGAUUAAUUAUUAUCCUUAAUAGUUAACGUAAUAAUUAUUUUUCUUCUCGCUGUUUCGUUACACAUAACACA
Messenger RNA from Polistes dominula (European paper wasp), 3722 nucleotides. RefSeq names its product E2F transcription factor 1. Gene Ontology annotation, cellular component: RNA polymerase II transcription regulator complex. Lineage: Eukaryota; Metazoa; Arthropoda; Insecta; Hymenoptera; Vespidae. The record is from RefSeq and is a predicted model, not a curated record. Gene Ontology annotation, biological process: regulation of transcription by RNA polymerase II. Gene Ontology annotation, molecular function: RNA polymerase II cis-regulatory region sequence-specific DNA binding; protein dimerization activity; DNA-binding transcription factor activity, RNA polymerase II-specific.